AUGCCGCGCGGUUUCCUCGUCAAGCGCAGCCGGCGCCUCGGCGGCUCCUACCGGGCGCGCCCGCGGGACCCGGAGCGGGACCUACCACGCGCCCCGCCGCCGCCCUCGCCGCCCGCUGCUGGGGACAGCCCUGUCGCCAGGCUGGGGGUGGAGGAGGAAGAGGAGGGCGAGGAGGAGGAGGGUGCCGCCGCCGCUUGCCCCGCGACGUGGCCCCCCGGCGGCGGCUGCGGCGGCCCUGGUCUUGCCCCGCUAGAGGGACCAGCCGUCUGGGGGGCCGCGGGGCCCUGCAGCGUCGCGGGGCCGCGAGCGGCUCUUUUCGAGCGGUGCCUGAGUUCCCCCGCCUCCGCCGAGUCCUUCCCCCUGGCCGCCUCCUUCCCGCCCGCCGAGAAGCUGCUGCUGCAGCCCCACACGCCACUGCCAGGCCCGCCGCCGCCGCCGCCCGCGCUGAAGCGGCCGUCGCGGUCCAAGGCGACUGCCAAGAAGGCCAAGGCCACGCGGAAGCUGAGCUUCGCCGACGAAGUGACCACUUCGCCCGUGCUGGGGCUGCGCAUCAAGGAGGAAGGGCCCGAGGGCCGGUCGGGGCCGCCGACGGGUCGCACGCCGCUGGGCGAGUUCAUCUGCCAGCUGUGCAAGGAGCAGUACGCGGACCCGUUGGCGCUGGCUCAGCACCGCUGCUCCCGCAUCGUGCGCGUCGAGUAUCGCUGCCCCGAGUGCCACAAGAUCUUCAGCUGCCCCGCCAACCUGGCCUCGCACCGCCGCUGGCACAAGCCGCGGCCUGUCCCCAGCGCCGACGGCACCGCCGCCGCUCCCCCGGGCAAAGAGAACAGCCCCGAGCGGAGGCCUCGCGGCCCCAUCGCGCCCCAAACCCAGCCGCCCCCGCCGCCCCGUCAGCACCGGGACAGCGCGGACAGCGCCAGCAGCGUGCCGGCGCCUCCUGCCUCCGGUCCGGUUCCCGGAGGCGCCCCAGCUGCCAGCCCCGGCGGGGAGGCGUUCGCGUGCCCCUGCUGCCAGAAGCGGUUCCGGCGGCAGGCUUACCUCCGCAAGCACCUGGGCACCCACGGGCCGACUCGGCCUGCCGCCUACGGCCCGCCGGAGCGCGGGCACCUCGCCUUCGCUUGCCAUCUCUGCGGCGCUCGCUUCCCCUCGGCGGACAUCAGGGACAAGCAUCGGCUGUGGCACUCUGUGCGGGAGGAGCUGCUACUGCCGCCUCCGGCCGGGCCCCCCGAGGGCGGCGCGGCGGGCGGCGAGCGGCAGGGCUUCCCCUGCAAGCACUGCCCCGCCACCUUCUUCAGCGCGCCCGGGCUGGCGCGGCACGCCAGCAAGUGCCACCCGCCGGAGAGUAGGCAGGUCCUGCUGCUCCAGGUGCCCGUCCGGCCGGGCUGCUAG
Molecule: messenger RNA, 1386 nt
Organism: Dryobates pubescens (Downy woodpecker)
Lineage: Eukaryota; Metazoa; Chordata; Aves; Piciformes; Picidae
Gene: INSM2
Product: INSM transcriptional repressor 2
Exons: 1
Coding region: 1-1386 (461 amino acids)
Biological process (GO): neuron differentiation; regulation of cell cycle process; negative regulation of transcription by RNA polymerase II
Cellular component (GO): transcription repressor complex; nucleus
Molecular function (GO): RNA polymerase II cis-regulatory region sequence-specific DNA binding; DNA-binding transcription repressor activity, RNA polymerase II-specific
Source: RefSeq, a predicted model, not a curated record